AUGGCCCCUGCGAAACCGUCAGCCGACGAGGGCAGCAAAGACAAGGACAAACAGCCGCCUUCUCCACGCCGCGCCUCUGCUGCCAAACGAUCCGGAAACAAUGGCGUCGCCACACCACCGAACCGUAGGACAUCGGCCGCCCAGACCCCGAAAAGCGCUCCUGCCGCCGCCGGGGCUGGCUCUGGGGGAGUCCGAAAGUCCUCUGUCAAGAAACCUGUCGAGCCGACUCUGCUCGGCGAUUUUCUUCUUGGGCGACCCUCGGCCGCCCGCGUCGCUGCUUCGAGGCGAAAGAGUCUCGACACCGCAGCGGUGAGAGCCGAGUUGCACCAGCAAAUGCGCCAGGAUGCCGUCCGCCGCGUACAACAGCCUGGUAAGGUUCAGGCUCGGGUCAAGGCCUGGCAGAAGGCCAAUGCUACCGCCAUGGUGCAAGGAAACCCCGAAGACGCUGCCAGCGAGCCGACCGAAGUUGCUAUACAUGUAGACGCCGAUAGUGUGACCGAAGAAGACCGUGUGCGCAUCAAAUCCCGGCAGAAGCCUAGGCGGAAAUCUGCAACCUCGCCCAAGGCGUCUCCUCUUGGAAAGGUCGAGAACAAGAAGGAUACGGUCCCAGAGCCAAAAGAGAAGCCGGUGCCCAAGGAGGUCAUACCAGAUGAUCCGCGCAUCAAAGGCCCCCCAAAGAAGAGAAUAGUCAGCGAUGAACACUGGAUGAAACGGAAUAGCGGUGACAACAUUCCUAAAGCAGCCACAGCCGGUAACAAACCAGGAGCAGCGGGAGGCCUGGGCCCGAGCCCAAUUCCUAAGGAUUUUCUGCAGAAAACAGCGAAGCCGGUAAAGAUGCAGACCAAAAUCAAGGACUGGGCAAGCAAAGUCGAGCUGCCAGCUUCCCCAGAGCCUCCCGAGAUCCCCAAGGUUGAGAUCCCCAAAGCUUCCAAGCCAACGCAAAGAUACAGCACCAAAUGCGGAGAGACAAUCACAGUCGAGGAAGCUGCCAGCGGUGUAUCGAGCAACACGAAAACCCAGAGCACACGCACUGGAGACGACGGGAUCAGAAUCAAACCGAUGCGUGCGGCCAGUCCCCAAGUCGGUGGCAGCGACGGGAUUCGUGUGAGGCCGAUGAAGAUGGCGGCGCCCUUGCCAGACGAUGGUAUUCGAGUGCGCCCUCUUGAGCAUGCUUCUCAGGAAGGCGCAUCCGCCCAGUCAGCUUCUUCAAGAACAGCAUCCAGGGAGAAAACGACCAGGAUUCCAAGCACAAGACGGGACCGAACGCCGUCUGCCAGGAUCGAAGUCAUUGAAGAGCCUGACACAGAUAUCGAGGCUACUCCUACGAGGAAGUCGAAGCCCCGAGUAUCUCCAAGAAGGAAGCGUCGUGCUACGGGCCCAGCUGCGACUGUCAAUGACACAGCCACCACACAAACUGGGAGUUUGUCCGAGGAUGACCAGUCUUGGACAAGUGAGGACUCAACUUCGUACGAUGGCUCCGAAAGACCCUCCAGUGCUCCAGCAAAGUCGCUCGCAGAAGUGCCAUUCGGCUACUCAGCUUUCAGCGAGCUUGACUUGCCGGUGGGGGCAGAUCACCACCACAUCAAGAGACCGAAGGCUCAGAGGACUUCAAGCUUCAAGGCUGUACCAAAGGCUUUCAAAAAGAUUGUGACAGGGGCCAAGGAGAUCGUCCAUGAGAGGGUUGACCCGCCGAAGCCAGUCACAAAUCAGCCACCAAGCAUCGAGAGCUGGCUUAAUGGGACGGUCGACCCCUUCGUUGACAAACCCGCUUCUCAGCCGGCCCCCGCCGAGAAACCUGUCGAGAAGCCUGCACGUAGACAAGUAUCGACAGAGCUGCCGUCCAAGAAAGACUUGAAGAAAGAUGCAGGCACGGUUCCGGUGCAACAGCCUCGGCAGGAAAGCAGAGACGACGAUGAUGUUUCAACAGAGGUCCCAGACAAGCCCGCAGAGCCGCCCUUCAGUCCUCCAGCGGGUUUGAAGAGGAGCAAGGCUACUAGGAGUGGCUCUUCUCCAAUGAAGCAAAGUCCUGUCAAAAGGCCUCUACGCGAGACCCUGAACAACCUUUUCAGAGGAGAAUCCAGUGGACACAAGCUCCCUACAAAGGCCUAUUCCAGCUAUCAGGACAUGGGACCCGAGUCGGAACUCAGUUAUAUGGAUGAGGUUGAUGACCAUGACGAGCACAUGGCAUAUGAUACUCGCCAUCACUCUGCUGCGGAGGACCAGAGGCGUCCCUUGUCGCCAGAAUCAUCUUAUGUUUCCACAGAUGUCAGCAGCAACACCGAAGGCGCAUACAUGACGCCAGCUGUCCCCCGACGAAAACCGCCACCAACAAGUGGAUUGCAUGAAUUGUCGACCAUAGCCUCCGAGGAGUCAGCAAACAACGACGAUGCUCCGGUACGUGCCAGAAGUACCAGAUCUAAAGGCAGCCUCCGGAGGCGAGCCAGCAAGCUAGGACAUGGUACUGUCGACGACCUCUUGAGAGAAUUUGCGGUCGAUGAAGACUUCUAUCAACGGGAAUUGAAAACCCUCGUGGAUGGAGCUGUUCCAGUCCUUUUGAACCAAGUCGUGCACGGGAAACAAGAUUACGCUACUGAUCUAUUCGGGCCUGCACCAGAUGGGCAAUCGGAUUCUGUUGGGAAGACAGUGGUCAACAUGGGUAUUGCCCUCGAGAAACUCAGGAACCUACACAAAUGGGCGCCUAUGCAUGAUGUCAACAAAAUUCUCACCUGGCUCCUGACAGCUUACCCUGUUUAUGAUAAAUAUCUGGAUGUCUGGCGUCUUGGCUUCGAGGGAAUCGUUGUCAAUCUUGCUCCAGCUCCAGGCAGAGCCGACGACGAGGACUCCUUGGUCAAUGCCAUGCCUCGUAAUGAGGAUGGAGACGUCGUAGACACCAAGGGACAGCCUGUCGAUCUUCAACAUCUCUUGACCAGACCAGUGGCCCGGAUCAGGGGGCUCUUGAAGCUCCUCAAGAGCGCGGAAGCUUUCGGGGUCCAGCAUCAAGACCUGCUAGCGGUGAUUGAUGACUUCUCAGCUCUCCAGGAGAAGGCACGAAGACGCCAUCGUGAAGAGGUAGCUCGCAAGACGGACGAAGAUGCAAACAAGACUGACACCAGUCGAUGCUGUGACCUCCGAACAUUGAACGUCAUGGACCGCAUCCUCAUCGACCCAACCAGGCAAGUCAAUGCCAAGGACUACUUCUCCAUGGACCUUUCCCAUUCUCGUGGCCAGAGACUCGAGUGCCGGGUUGAGUUGAUAUACCGAGAUAAGCCAAAGGACCCACUUGAUCGAGGCGACAUUCUCAUACGAGAUAUUGGUCAUGCGCGGUGCUGUCUUCUGUUUCCCCCUAUCCCAAAGACGGCAAUAUCCGCUCGCCGGGGCGAUGAGUCUGGCGCGCUGGUUGUCAUGGUCCGUGGCAGACACAACGGCAAAGAGUGGUACGAAGUAUUCACGCUGUUCACCGACCUGGAGGACCAAGUCUUGGACUGGUUGGAUAUACUAGGUACCAACCCGGUACCACCGGCCAUAACUGAUACCCUGAUCGAAGACAGCGCCUCGAUCAUUUCAGCCAAAUCAGAUGUCACUGUUCCCUGGGGCGAGCGAACAGGCGCAGAGCCAGCCAAACGCCGCAGGUCGCAUGAUCCGCGCCUUACCGUAUCACAGACUCCCAACGAAGUCGUGGAUCAGCCAAAAGCCAAAACACCUAGCCGCUAUCACACACGGCAUGCAAGCUCCCCUACUACGCCGACCACUCCAACAUCAGUGACAAGCAAUCCUCUAGUCAGCGACUUCCCAGACAGAACUCCGACUCGAAAUUCUCAUCAUGGAGUCACCCGGCCUCAAUCUCUCCCAACGACGCCACUUCGAGAGGACAUGCGACCUGAACCCAGGAAGCUCACCAAGUCGCCCCCCAACAACAAGCCCUUCCGAGAAGACGGAGCUCCUCCACCUCCGGUCCACCGCACAUUCACUCCCGACAAGUCUACAGCUCUCGGUCCACCGGUGGACCUCAACCCUCCUGCGUCGCGAGUUAGACGCCGUGGGUCGUCGCCUCUCAAACACGAAUACCGCCCGUCUGACGUCUCUUCUGACUCCUCGGAGACUGAGAGUGACUCUGCCUCUGAUGUCGAAUCCUCUGACGAUGAACUUGAUGAGGCCGACGUCCCAGACACCCAGCCUGCCAUCAGUAUCAAGCAAGAAUCGGUGAUUUCGGGUGCUGAAACCGUUGUAUCCGACAAUAGCAUUGCCCCUUCACAAUCAGCUUCUCAAGUUGGCCUGUAUGGGCGACUUGGCCCAGGAGGUGCCAAAGACCCCGAGUACAUUAUCAAGACCAUCGCGACAAUCUCAUACUGGUCCAACAAAAAGGGCCAAUGGACAGAAGCACUGGAUGAGCCGUGCUCUAUCAAUAUCACCCCCGGCUUGAUUGAAGCAUACCCGCUUGCUAGCCACUCUGUUUCUGGCCCUGGGGCCCUCAACUCGUCGGGCUCAUCUGAGCUUAACGAUUCCGACCCUGCUCGUACACAGCCUUUGAUCGCCCUUGAGCUGACACCAAUUGUCAUGAUCCGUCAGAGCACGGUUCUUGACCUUGAAAUUCGCUCACCGGUUCGGCCCUACUGCAAGCUCUCUGCUAUUGACGGCAAGAUCUUCCGCUUCCGUGCGCCUUCGGCCAACGAAGGCACCGAACUUUACAUGGCUGUACACAAAGCCCGUCUCAACAAUGCCAAAUACAGGGCCUUGGAAGAAGAGUCAAGGUUCCGUGCCUUCGGACAACCUCAGCCAGAACAGCAAGGGCCGGAGUCGCAGUCAAGCAGCAGUAAUCGCCGUGGCUUGUUUGGUAGGAAGAACAGCUACCGUGCUUCGACUCGCGCUCCAUCCCAGUCCUUGUCUCAAUCCCAGGGCACCUCCUCCAGCAUCUCGGCGCCAUCCCUUCUCAAGCGUCUGACAGGCUCCGGAAACCUCUCUUUCAACAUCAACAAAUCAUACGUCGACCGUUCCAGCCGCCCCAGUUCCGCGAUGGGCGGAGCAGCCUCGUUGUACACAAGCAGUUCUUCUUCGGCUGAUGGCAUGACAACUCCGCGGUCUCCAUCAGUGUCAUUGGCGGAGGCAAGCGGCCGUACCCAACUCUUGGGCAGUGAUAACCUCAGAAUCACACGACCGCCUCCUGGCAUGAGGCAAGAACUACGAAUUAAGCACGGGAUGGAAAAGCGCGUCAUUGUAACCAAAGCUCCUAAGAAGACAUUUGGCUUUGGAUCAUCAAGCCCCGAGAAAGACAAGCCCUUGAUCGUGCUGGACGUCGUGCUGGGAUCCAAGUGCUUCAGCCGACUCGGCAGCCGCGGCAUCAUCCUCAAUGUGUGGGAGGAGGUGCGUGACGAAGAGAACAACGUGGGCCUCGCGCCAAAGACGGGUGGCCUGUCCGGCAAGGUCACGAAGUGGUGUUUCCAGUGCAGCAGCGCGACGGAGGCGAACUGGAUAUUCGGCCUGGUGGCUCAGGAGGUCAGCAUCGGCCUCGGCGAACCACUUCUACCAGACGCACCCAUGUGGUAG
This is a messenger RNA of Diaporthe amygdali, 5541 nucleotides long. RefSeq lists its product as uncharacterized. The coding region runs from base 1 to 5541 and encodes 1846 amino acids. The transcript is spliced from 4 exons. NCBI's taxonomy places the organism in Eukaryota, Fungi, Ascomycota, Sordariomycetes, Diaporthales, Diaporthaceae. The record is from RefSeq and is a predicted model, not a curated record.